CAUAUCAGGUCACACAUGGCUCUUCCCACUGAAUUGUCUAAUAUAUUUGAACGGUCAUUUCAGUCAGUCAUUUAAUUAUAUCACCAUGAAGGUUACAAUCGUCUUUCUUGCUGUUCUCGGAGUAGCUCUGGCGCAGGAUCCCGCGACCACUGUGCCCACAGCUGCCGUGACCGGCGGAGUUGCCCCCGGGGGGUCAUGCACCAAGACCACAGACUGCGGCGAGGGGUACUGCUGCGUCACUAAAUUCAUCGGCGGCAAGAAGCGCAUGCUGUUCGACGACCUCUUCGGCAGCCACAACAGCGGCAAGUGCGAGCCGGAACGCAAGGAGAAUGACCCUUGCCACGUGUUCAUGGACCACGACAUCUUCAACCCCAAUCUGUUCGAGGACUACUGCCCCUGUAUGACCGGUUUGGAGUGCCGGGGCGAGACGGUGGACGAGACGGGGGGUACCAUCACGCACCACAACCCCAAGUGUCAACCCAAGUCUGGAAGCAGCGCCAACUAAUCUUCCUAUAUUAUUCGAGAUACCCGGAGGUAACCCGAUGUCAUCGCAUGCAAUACUCGAAGUUACCCAUUACUUGUCACUGCAAUAAAAAUGUGGACAAAUUG
Haliotis rubra (blacklip abalone) is the source of this 609-nucleotide messenger RNA. RefSeq names its product toxin CSTX-20-like. Lineage: Eukaryota; Metazoa; Mollusca; Gastropoda; Lepetellida; Haliotidae. The coding region runs from base 86 to 505 and encodes 139 amino acids. The record is from RefSeq and is a predicted model, not a curated record. The transcript has 2 exons.